Messenger RNA from Theobroma umbraticum, 1412 nucleotides. RefSeq lists its product as uncharacterized. The record is from RefSeq and is a predicted model, not a curated record. NCBI's taxonomy places the organism in Eukaryota, Viridiplantae, Streptophyta, Magnoliopsida, Malvales, Malvaceae.
AACACAGAGUGCAUGUCAUCACUAGUCACCCAUCUCUUCCUCUGUUUGCUUCUUUUCUAAACACAUCACCCACUCUCUCCCAAAUCCCAUAAAGGAGAAAAAAAAAAAGGAAGAAUUCAAAAUGAAAUAAACUUCUUCUUCAUCUUCUCUUCUGGUUUACAAUCCAUGGCCAAGCCCACUUGAACAAGUACCUUCAUCUAAAGCCCACUAAUCCCACAUUCAGUAUGUGGAAUUUUGCUACAAAGGCCUUUACUGGAGCCAGCGGGUUGAAGACUGAUUCAUUGAAACCAAGUCAGGUUUCUUCAGAAUGCUCAGAUGAUGAAUCUUUGAACCACAGUGGAGAGGAAAGAUUGGAAUGCCCAAUAUGCUGGGAAUCCUUCAAUAUUGUAGAGAAUAUACCCUAUGUUUUAUGGUGUGGCCAUACUUUAUGUAAAAAUUGCGUCUUAGGGCUGCAACGGGCUGUUGUGAAGUUCCCUACAUUACCAAUCCAUCUUCCAUUCUUUGUCUCUUGCCCAUGGUGUAAUCUAUUCUCUUUGAGGUUGGUCUACAAGGGGAAUGUCAAGUUUCCCAGCAAGAACUACUUUCUCCUCUGGAUGGUUGAGAGCAUGAAUGGUGAUAGGUCAAAGUCUCAUUCUUCCUUUCAUGGGGUUCCACCUGCCUGCUCUACAAAUAGAAUGAUAGAUGCAGGAAAUAAGCUUAGGCGUGCAAACAACAGGCGAGCUUCAUAUUCUACUCACCAUCCAGAGUCCAGCUUGAUCACUGGCUAUUUCAGUGCUGAAAGACUCCAAUUAUCAUUCCGUUAAAUUCAGCGUUUGUAGUUUUGGUAUAAAAGCAAAGCAACAUAUUACCCUGGAGUUUGGAUGGUUGAUUUUUUAAAGUACAAGAUGUAAUACGAUCAAGGCUUGCAGCUCCAAUUUCUCUUAACAGGCUGCUAUGCCAAACCGUUGUGCGAAAAAGUUCUGGGACUUCAAUCUCUUGUUGCAGCAACGUUCUUUUAUCAGCUUUUUACCUACUUUGUUUUAGGAAGACAUGGAAAGCAAAAAGACUAACUUGGAACCUGAGUUUAGGAAAGGUAAUGAACUACUGAUCUAUAUGGUUGCUCCUCAUAAACUGAUUUCCUUUCUGAGCAAUCGCUUCCAGGGCCUUAUAUUGGUUGCUGUCACGGGGAGUCAAUGAACUUCAGGUCUCUAUUUGCAGCCCCUACGUUAUUUUUAUCCAUGGUGGGAAGACGAAGGUGUGGGAUAGUCUUGGCAUUGUCCAAUUCUACUGUCAUUGGCCCUUGUGGUGGCUUUGAUACAAUGGAAUGCAAAGUGUGAAUGAAAAUUGGUUUGGCUUUAGCAAGCGUGAAAGAGUUGUAUUAUGAAACUGAACUAGUUCUUCCUCCAAUUCAAUUUAAAAACAUGAAACAUGAA